Molecule: messenger RNA, 1854 nt
Organism: Plasmodium relictum
Lineage: Eukaryota; Apicomplexa; Aconoidasida; Haemosporida; Plasmodiidae
Product: tetratricopeptide repeat protein, putative
Exons: 1
Coding region: 1-1854 (617 amino acids)
Molecular function (GO): protein binding
Source: RefSeq, a predicted model, not a curated record
AUGUUGUGUUACAUUUUACUUUUUUUUUUGAUAAUUUUAGGCACAUGGCUAUAUUUAAAAAAAGAAAAAAAAUAUACAAAAAAAAAAAAUAUAGUAAAAGGAAAAAAUAAUAAUUUUAUGAAAAAAGAAGAAAUAUUUUUUGAUGAAAAGUGUUAUUUAUUAUCAAGUGAAAAUAAAAAUUUGAUUAAAAGAAAAGAAAAAAUAGAUAUAUCUUUUAAUAAAAUGGAUAUAAGUUCAAAUAUAAAUGAAACAAAUAAUGAAAAAUAUAUGAAUAACUUAUCUAAAAAUGAAAGUACUAUAAAUAAAAAUACAGAUACAAAUGAUAAUGUAUUUAGUGAUACAAAUUAUAAUUUAAUUAAUAAUUUAAAUAAAAAUAUAAAAAGAAACUCAGAUGAUGAACUAAAAAAUGAAAUUAAAAAAUCAAAUAAAGAUUUUCAUAAAGUUUCUAUUGGUAAUUAUAAUAAUUUCAUUAAUAAUAUUCCCAAUAUUUGUGAUGAAGACAAAAAAUAUAUUGAAGAAAAAUGUUUAGAGAGAAUAAAUCAGUGUAAUGAAACUAAAUACAAAAAAGAAUGUGAAAAGGAAGAUAAUCAAAUUCAUGAGAAAAAUUGUGAUAGCACUAUGGAAAGUAUUGUUGAAAUAAGAAACACAAAAGAUAAGAGAAUAGAUGAAAAGGAAGAAAAAUGUAUUAAUGAAUUGAAUAAUAAAAUAAAUGAGAGAAAUAAUUUAGCACAGGAACAAAUACCGAAUAAUAAUGAUAAUGAUUAUUUAAAAAGCAAUGUUUAUCAAAAUAACAGGAACGUAAAAUAUGAUGAUGAUAGCAAUAAUAAUAAUAGUAAUAAUAGUAAUAAUAAUAAUAAUAAUAAUAAUAAUAAUAAUAAUAAUAAUAAUAAUAAUAAUAAUAAUAAUAAUAAUAAUAAUAAUAAUAAUGAUAAUAAAGAAAGCGAAAAGGGUUCUGUUGAAACAAAUAAAGAAAAUAAUUAUAUAAAAAUUAUAAAUGAUAAUACUGAAAAUAAAAUAAAUAAAAGUGUUAUAAGUGAAUCGUUUUGUGAUGGAAUUAAAAACAAUAGUAAAAGAAAUUAUUAUAGUGAUAAUUACAUAAAUGAAGAUACAGAAAAAAAUUCAAGUUCAUAUGAAAAUUCUUCAAAUGAAGAUAAUUCAGAAGAGCUUAGUUCAUAUGAAAAUGAAUCAAGGGCAAGUGAUGAUAGUGAAAAUGAAAAAAGCUCUUCAAUAGAUGAAGAUGAAGAAGAUUAUGAUGGAAAUUCUUCAGGUGAAAGUGAAAGUAAUUAUUCAAUUGAAGAAAAAUAUUUGGAUACUGAUUUAAAUAACAAAAGUGUAGAAGAAAUAAAAGAAAUUGGUAAUGAUUAUUUUAAAAAAUCUGAUUAUAUAAAUGCCAUAUUUUAUUAUAAUAAAGCUUUAAAAAAGUGUAAAGAAAAAAGUACAAAAAGCAUAUUAUAUUCUAAUAGAGCUGCAUGUAAUAUUUUAUUAAAAAAAUGGAAUAUGGUAAUUGAAGAUUGUAAUAAGUCAAUUAAUUAUAACAGUGAGUAUGUUAAAUCAUAUAUAAGGAGAAGUAAUGCAUAUGAGCAAUUAGAAAAAUAUAAUGAUGCAUCUAAUGAUUUAAAUAAGGCUAUAUCAAUUGAUCCAUCUUUAUUAAAAAAUUAUGAAAUGAAACAAAAAAAAUUAAAAAUAUUAGCUGAACAACAGUUAAAUAAAGAAAAAGAAGAAAUGGUUGGUAAAUUAAAAGAUUUCGGUAAUUUAUUAUUAGGAAAAGUUGGCUUGUCCUUAGAUAAUUUUGAAGUGCAAAAAAAUCCAAAUAACGAUGGUUCUUUUAAUAUACAAUUUAAACAAAAUAAAUAA